Molecule: messenger RNA, 987 nt
Organism: Salvia splendens (bonfire salvia)
Lineage: Eukaryota; Viridiplantae; Streptophyta; Magnoliopsida; Lamiales; Lamiaceae
Exons: 2
Coding region: 1-987 (328 amino acids)
Source: RefSeq, a predicted model, not a curated record
AUGGAAGAAAUCAGGAGAGAAAUGGGAGAAUCUUCCAAGGGAAACGUUAGCAACAAUGAAAGGCAAGUGAAACCUUUUCCCCACAGAGGUGAGCCUAGGAAGAAAAAGAAGGAUCCAGGGGACUUCAUGGAAAUUUUUGGGAAGGUGGAAAUAAAUCUACGGUUUCUCCAAGCUUUAAAGCUGCCCAUUUUCAGCAAGUUUAUCAAGGGGUUCAUCGCUGGGAAGAUCAAACCCAUUGCUAAGAUUGUGAUUGGGGAAACCGUGUCGGCAGUGAUUGAGAAGAGGAGGAUGCCCUCCAAGCGUACUAACCUAGGUAUGUUCACUCUCCCUAUCUCUAUUGGGAACAUUAAGGUUGAGCAUGCCAUGUGUGACUUAGGUACUUCGAUAAAUGUUUUACCUCUUUCGCUUUAUAAGAAAUUGGAGGGAGUAAGAAUGGUGGAUACGAAGUUGGUAAUUCAGUUAGCUGAUAGGUCAUGCAUCAGUCCUGAGGGCGUUUUAGAGAAUGUAAUCGUUGAGCUGCAUGAUUUUUUGUACCCUGCUGACUUCCAUGUUAUCAAGAUGAAGUUGAUGCAAGAACAAGUGGAAAAUUCAGAGUUGAGUCACUCCAUUGACAAGGAGGUCGCCAAUUGGUGCGAAGCAGUUAACACACUGGGAAUGACGGAUGAAGACUUAGCAGAGGCAAUUUUGGAAUUUUGCAAAAGUCUUGAAUUUGCCAGAUCUAAGGAAUUGGUCCGUGUCGCUAAUGGGGGACAUUCACCAGCACCUGAAGGAUUUAUUACCAAGGAGACAAAGAAGAAUCCAUUGCCCCAGGAGACAAGUGCGACAAAGAAGGAACUGAAGACAUUACCCCCAGGCCUCAGAUAUGCUAAUUUGGAAGACUACGAGAUGUUCCCGGUAAUCAUCAACAGCAACCUGACUCGGAAGCAGGAAGAAGAGUUAUUGGAAGUGCACAGGAGGAAUAAGACAGCCAUAGGAUGGACUCAAUAA